AUGCUUCCUACCGUCUUAUCGACAGUUCCGAAAUGCUUGCUAUUUUUCAUAGCAGUCAUACUAUCACAGUAUAAAAUUGAGUGUAAAUCGUCAUUAUUGAAUGUAACAGAUCCAGAAACUUGGAAGAAGUUGGCAGAUGAAAGAUUUAAUAAAUUUGAACAAUCAUUAACUUAUUUAUUACUUAAACCACCAAAAAAUAUCAUCUUAUUUAUUGGUGAUGGUAUGAGCUUGAACACUGUUACUGGAGCACGAUAUUUGAAAGCGGAGAAGAUGGAUGUUUUAGGUGGUGAUGUACAGCUAGAAUGGGAAAACUGGCCUGUUGCAUCACUUGUCCGUACAUUCAACUCAGACAGACUGACAACAGAGUCAGGUUCUGCGGCAACUGCUUUUAUGUCAGGUGUGAAAGGGCCUUAUGAUACUGUUGGCAUCACGGGAACAGUGAAGUGCUGUGAAUGUACUGAGUUGAAAGAAGUGGAAAGAGCGAAAUCUUCUCUCAUGUAUGCCUCUAAAGCAGGAUUUUCCACUGGAAUAGUUACAACUACGAGGGUUACUCAUGCAACACCCGCAGCAGCAUAUGCCAAUAUGUUGCAUCGAGAUUGGGAGUCGGUAGGACCAUCAAGCAAGCGCGGAUUCCACUGCGUAGACGCUGCUGCACAACUAAUAACAAACGCUUCUCACGUCAACGUCAUAAUGGGAGGAGGGGCAGCCGAAUUCUAUGGUCCGUCAGACAAUACCACUUUCAACAUGAAAGGUAAACGCUCUGAUUCACGCAACCUCCUACAAGAAUGGAAGGAUAUGCAGACCGAAAUGAAUCGCAAGCAUGUUCUCUUACAUACAAACGAUGAGUUUAAACGAAUCGACUGGUCUUCGGUUGACUAUGUUUUGGGUUUGUUUGCUCCGAGUCAUUUGGCUUAUCAACUGGAAAACGAAGACCAACCAAGUUUAGCAGAAAUGACAGAAGCUGCUAUCAAAGUACUUUCUCGUAAUCCUAAAGGAUUUCUUUUGUUAGUGGAAGGGGGUAGGAUUGAUCAUGGGAAUCACGAAAAUCGAGCCCAAUAUGCAUUAACUGAAACUUUGGAGCUCGAAAAAGCUGUCGAGAAAGCAUUGUCACUUGUUGAUCAACAGGAAACACUACUGCUAGUAACAGCUGACCAUUCACAUGCAUAUGGAGUGGUCGGCUAUCCGACAAGGAACACAAGUGUGCUAGAUGUAGAUAAUACUGCAAAAGGAGAUGAUAAUAAAUCAUAUCUCAUAUCUUCCUAUUUCAAUGGACCAAGAGGUAUAUUGAAUGCACCUCGAUCGGAUCCGGCAACAGAAGAUAGAUUUGCAAGCAACUAUACUGCAGAAUCAUUAGUGAGACUCAGUUUUUCUACACACAGUGCUGAGGAUGUACCGAUUUAUGCUAAUGGACCUUACAGUGAACUAUUUCAUUCUUCAUUGGAUAACACAUUUAUUGCACAUGCAACCAUGUACUCGCUUUGUAUCGGACCAUACACGAAUCAGUCACAUUGUAACAAAGGAAACAAUGGAUCUCAACUCAGAGGACUUCAUCUGAAUAACUUUUAUUAUUUACUAUUUCUCAGUGUUAUUUUGUACACUUUCAUACAUUAG
Messenger RNA from Schistosoma curassoni, 1611 nucleotides. The record is from the annotation of a GenBank genome assembly. Lineage: Eukaryota; Metazoa; Platyhelminthes; Trematoda; Strigeidida; Schistosomatidae.